CUUACUUUGUAUUAAAUCUAACGAUCGAAUAAAUACUGAGAGAAUGUUUACCUUGCGACAUUGUAUUAUGUCAAGGAGACAGUUUUUUAAAUUAUUUUGUAUAAAUGGUUUAUGCAAAUGGGAAUAGCUUAUACACAUAAUUUGGCUAUGGAGAAACAAAUCCUGACAAAACAAAAUGUACAGCCAGUUAACAAAUUUGUUUCAAGGACCCAUACAUGUGGUGAACUGAAUAUUCAAAAUGUAGGUGAUAAUGUUCAUUUGUAUGGCUGGCUGGAAUUUCAAAGAUUGAACAAAUUUAUAACACUAAGAGAUGCUUAUGGUUCUACACAACUUAUGGUACCAGAUAAUAGAAACGAUUUGAAGGAUAUGAUUAAAAUUCUAUCUUUUGAAAGUAUACUACAUAUAAUCGGUACAGUAUUUGAAAGACCAAAGGAACAGAAAAAUAGCAAAAUGAAAACUGGGGAAAUUGAGGUGCAUAUAGAAUCCUUGAAAAUUCUGAAUCAAGCGAAACCAAAUCUUCCAAUAUUUAUCAGAGAAUUUAAUAAAGCAACAGAGAGUAACCAAAUGAAGUACAGAUAUCUAUCUUUGAGAUAUCCUGAGUUGCAAAGAAAUCUAAGAUUACGUUCUGAAGUAAUAGCAAAGAUGAGAGAAUACUUAAUUAAAGAAUGCAAUUUUGUGGACAUAGAAACACCAACAUUAUUUAAAAGUACUCCUGGUGGAGCUCAAGAAUUUGUUGUACCAACACAGCAUCCAGGACAGUUUUAUUCUCUGGUACAGAGUCCUCAACAAUUUAAACAAUUACUGAUGGUUGGCGGCUUUGAUAGAUAUUUUCAGGUUGCCAGGUGUUAUAGGGAUGAAACUGCCAGGCAUGAUAGACAACCUGAAUUUACACAGUUGGAUAUAGAAAUGUCAUUUGUUGAUUGCGAGGGAAUCAUGGAAUUAAUUGAAAAUUUAUUAGUGUAUUCUUGGCCUGAAGAAUCAGAACCCAUAACGAGUCCUUUUAAACGUCUCAAAUUUGACGAAGCAAUGGAACUAUAUGGUUCAGAUAAACCAGACUUAAGGAUACCAUAUCAACUUCACAGACUCACAGAUAUAGUCGAUUUUUCUGCAAUAAAAGAAUGCUUACAAACGAAGUGUAACGAUUUUGAGAUUUAUGCUUUAGUGUUUCCCAAUCAGCAUGUAUGUUUACAAAAAAAUUAUGCAUCAUCUGUAGUAUUACUUCAAUUAAAAGUGUGCCAUAAGUCAUCAGCAAUAGAAUCAAAUAAAAUUUACUCAAUUUUAAAAAGAGAUCUAGAACAGAAACUAAAUUUAAAGGACGGAGAUGUUCUGUUUCUAGCUUGUGGUCAGAAGAUUCUCGCACAAUCACUCUUGGGAAGGGUGCGUGUUGAAUUCACAGAUCUAUUAGAAAGCAAAGCACAAACUAUUCGAACACCCGGUAAUGAAAUGUUAUGGGUCACUGAUUUUCCGUUGUUUUCAUUUAAUUCUAAUAACAAUGAGUUGGAAACUAUGCACCAUCCGUUCACACAACCUCAUCCGGACGAUAUUCAAUAUUUUACUGAAAAUCCAAAAAAGGUAAGAGGAUUACAUUAUGAUUUGGUUAUGAACGGCUCUGAAAUUGCAGGAGGAUCAAUACGAAUUCAUAAUUCAAAUUUGCAAAAACAAAUAUUGACGAUGUUAAAUAUAGACGCAUCACAUUUAGUACAUAUGCUUGAUGCCUUAGAGUCUGGUGCUCCGCCACAUGGUGGAAUUGCUUUAGGGCUGGAUCGUUUGAUGUCUUUGCUGUGUAAAACAGAAAGUAUAAGGAGCGUAAUAGCAUUUCCGAAAACUACGGACGGUCGAGAUAUGAUGUCGGGAGCGCCAACAGCACUUUCUGAUAAGGAGAAGGCAUUAUAUCGUAUACAAACAAUAGAAGAAUAA
Dufourea novaeangliae is the source of this 1917-nucleotide messenger RNA. It is a transcript of the gene AspRS-m, whose product is annotated as aspartate--tRNA ligase, mitochondrial. Gene Ontology annotation, cellular component: mitochondrion; cytoplasm. Gene Ontology annotation, biological process: aspartyl-tRNA aminoacylation. Lineage: Eukaryota; Metazoa; Arthropoda; Insecta; Hymenoptera; Halictidae. Gene Ontology annotation, molecular function: aspartate-tRNA ligase activity; ATP binding; nucleic acid binding. The record is from RefSeq and is a predicted model, not a curated record. The transcript is spliced from 10 exons. The coding region runs from base 112 to 1917 and encodes 601 amino acids.